Solenopsis invicta (red fire ant) is the source of this 1582-nucleotide messenger RNA. RefSeq lists its product as uncharacterized. Lineage: Eukaryota; Metazoa; Arthropoda; Insecta; Hymenoptera; Formicidae. The coding region runs from base 623 to 1240 and encodes 205 amino acids. The transcript has 3 exons. The record is from RefSeq and is a predicted model, not a curated record.
UCAAGAUAAAACAAGACUAUUAUCUAAGUCAUCAUUUGUUCCACUGUUGUCGCAUUUUCAAUCAAUUUAGAAUGUUAAUUUAGUGCAAGAUUAAGAUUCCAUAGUUAAUAAAAAGUGUUAACAUACAUAUAUUCUAUUUACAAAAGAAUUUUCUAGAUAGUAAAACGGAUAACAUUUUACUUCGCGUAUCGUUAGAGAAAAAAAUUUUCAAUUAUCAAGCUAACAAAAUUAAACAAAGUAUUGAGUCAAUUUCAGAAAUAUCGUGCUACAAUUAUAUAUAAGAUAUUCAAAUUUUGAUCAAUGGUCGAGCAGCGACCGCGUACACAAAAUAUUUAUUUUCAACGAAACUGGGACUCCACAUUGCGCAGUAGAAGCAUUUCUCUUUAUGAUUUGUUUCUCAAUACAAAAUACAUUUCAUGAUUGCGACUGACGUCUACCGCUACAACGUGCACAUAUGGGCGCCCUUAUGCGAUUACAUUCUGCUUAUUACGGGUGAGAUGGCAUAUAUAAACGGCGUUAAGUAUAUAUACGAUGUGUUGCUCGUGAGUUCUAACCGGUGUACUCUAUAUUGCGAGAAUAAGUUACAGAACGCUGUCAGAAUUUCCUUACAAUAUUCCAUCUAAUGAUGGCAAAAACGACAAGAUUUAUGUGGCUGUUAUUUGUGGCGGCUGUAACAGUGGCAAAACCGCUAAAUCCAUCAAUCAACAAAUCCAUCAAUGAGAUCGAUCACGAUAAUACGAAGAAAGAUCUAUUCGAAUCGAAGAAACAGCAACGGAAUUCUGCUUUGCCGACCUACGAGGCUUCAACAAAGGUAACCACACAAACUGAAGCUGCAAACUCGGCAGUUGAUACCAUCGACACGACCGUACAGUUUCCCGAAGAAAACUUGACGACAAAACCGGGUCCGUUCUCUUGGUUCUUGGCACCGCUGACGCAGAAAAUUCAAUUCUCGCCACAAUCGUUCCUGCAAGACCGCCUACUGCUGCUGAGAGAGGCACUAAACAGUCUAGGCAUCAAUGUGUUACAAAACGCGACGGCAAAACAGCUAGGACCCGGCAAUUUAGUGCACUUCUUAGGUCCAAAUGACUCUGGUUUCUACACUAAUCGGUUGGAACCGGCCGGUUUUUUGGGCGGUAACGGUUGGUUCGCCAAUAAAGGAGGAAUUCUCGGCGGACCAGGGGCCAUAGUCUCCACCGGCAGUCUCCUGACAGAUUAUCCGACUGCUUACAGGAGGAAAUAAAACAACUUAUCAUUUAUUCAAACGUGUGUAAAUAAUCGAAGAGCGAAAAUUGCCUUUUACUUUUCGCAUACAGCAUAAUUUCAGAUUGAACAAGUGUGCUGAAAACGUCAGAUUCAAGUAAACCACUUAUUGAAUGUCGCAGAUUCAUCUCCAUCACCUUUUAAAUGAAACAUUAAAGAGUAAAAAAAAAAUAGUAACAUUAAAGAACAAAAAGCAAUAUUCCUUUCGCAGCUUCUGUUUGGUUUAGGUUAAGAAAUGCAAAUAGAUAAGAUUAAGUAAAUUAUUAUGAACACAAACGCAAUAUCACAUUUUUUUUACAUUUAUAAUAUAAUCUUAUUUUUU